Messenger RNA from Elephantulus edwardii (Cape elephant shrew), 1809 nucleotides. RefSeq names its product zinc finger protein 225 (gene ZNF225). NCBI's taxonomy places the organism in Eukaryota, Metazoa, Chordata, Mammalia, Macroscelidea, Macroscelididae. The record is from RefSeq and is a predicted model, not a curated record. Gene Ontology annotation, biological process: regulation of immune system process; regulation of cytokine production; negative regulation of transcription by RNA polymerase II. The coding region runs from base 1 to 1809 and encodes 602 amino acids. The transcript has 5 exons.
AUGGCUGAGGAGUUCAUUCGGACUCCGUGCGACGUAGUGGUUGUGCUGAUGUUAUGCGUUGCCCAGUGGGAACCCACUCAAGGUGAUCUGCCCAUCGCCUGGCCCCCACUUCUCCCGGACAGCAUGGAGAUAACUCCAGGGCUGCUGGCAGAAGAGCGCCAGAACUCAGUGGCAUUCAAGGAUGUGGCCGUGGUCUUCACUGAGGAGGAGCUGGGGCAGUUGGACCCCACCCAGAGGAAGCUGUACCAGGAUGUGAUGCUGGAGAACUUCAGGAACCUGGAGUCACUGGGAGACGAGAGUUCACAGCAGAUGACGACUAUUCCACAGCCAGGACCACACGAGGAUCUUUCCACUGUGCAGAUCUGGCAGCAAACUGCAGAUGACUUUACCAGGUGGCAAGACCCUCUGAUGAGUUCUUCUCAGUCCUACAGACAAGUUGCCUCACCCUCUCCCAUUGCCAGAGACCCACCUGUUACCCACACAGGAGAGAAAGCUCAGCAGGGUCAUGAGUUUGCAGCGUUGGCCUCCCACACAGGAGAGAAACCUUACAAAUAUGAGGAGUGUGGGGUAGGUUUUGCUCACAACACAGAUCUUUAUAUCCAUCAGAAUGUUCAUGCAGGAGAAAAAUCUUACACAUUUGAGAAAUGUGGUGAGGCAUUCCUUCAGUCUUUGCAAUUUAAGGUCUAUGAAAGAGGCCCUGAAGAGAAACCAUAUAUAUGUAGUAUGUGUGGGAAAAGUUUCAUUUACAGGUCAAAUCUCCAUUCCCAUCAGAGAGUGCACACUGCAGCGAGGUCAUAUAAAUGUGAUGUGUGUGGGAAAGGAUUCACUCGGAAUUCCUAUCUCAAAAAUCAUCAGAUGAUCCACAAUGCAGAGAAACCCUUUAAGUGUGAGGAGUGUGGGCAAGGCUUCAGUUGGAGUUCAAGACUUCAGCUGCACCGUUUGGUGCACAGCACCGAGAAACCAUACAAAUGUGACCAGUGUGGGAAGGGCUUCAACAGCAGAGCAGAUCUUAAAAUUCAUUACAGAAUCCACACAGGAGAGAAACCCUACAACUGCGAGGAGUGUGGGAAGGCCUUCCGGGCUGCUUCACAGCUCCUGGCUCACCACAAUGUCCACAGUGGAGAAAAACCGUUCAAGUGUGACACAUGUGGGAAACGCUUCAGUAGUCGGUCAAACCUCCAUGUUCAUUGUAAGAUCCACACAGGAGAGAAACCCUAUAACUGCGAGGCGUGUGGGACGGGCUUUAGGCAGGCGGCCCAUCUUUUGACCCACCAGAGAGUCCACAGUGGAGAAAAACCCUUCCAGUGUGAAGAGUGUGGGAAAUACUUCAGCACACGGCAGUACCUGCAGAUCCACCGGCGAAUCCACACAGGAGAGAAACCCUAUAACUGUGAGGUGUGCGGGAAGGGCUUCAGGCAGGCUGCACAUGUCCUCAUCCACCGGCGGGUCCACAGUGGAGAGAAGACCUUCCGGUGCGAAAAGUGCGGCAAGGGCUUCUAUCAGAAGUCCAACCUGCAAGCCCAUCAGCGGGUCCACAACGAGGACAGGCCGUACAAAUGCGAGGAGUGUGGAAGCCGCUUCAAGUCGAGUGAGAACCUUCACACACAUCAGAGGGUCCACACGAAGGAGAAGCCGUUUAAGUGUGGGGAGUGUGGGAAGUACUUCAGCCACGCUGCCAGUCUUCACUACCACGAGCCUGUCCACUCCGGGGAGAAGCCGUUUGGGUGUGAUGUGUGCGGGAAAGUCUUCCGGCGCUCUUCUCAUCUCCAUUCUCACCAGAGAGUCCACACUGAGGACAGGCUUUGGUAG